GCAACGUCACAUUUGAGCUCCACAAUGGCUGAGGAUACAGUGUUGGAUAUGGGGUCAUCGUUUAUGGAUCCAUUUAAAGGGCUUUUGUUGACAUAUUUUAUGCCAGAAUCAUGCUAUGAUGAAUUCUUUCUCAGUUUCAACUUUUUAGACGUACCAUGUCUGAAGAUUGUGCUGAGCAAAGGCCUGGGGAUUGGCAUCAUUCUGGGAUCAGCACUGGUGAAGCUGCCUCAGAUCUUAAAGGUGGUGGGAGCAAAGAGCGCUGAGGGGCUGAGCUUCCAGACUGUGAUACUAGAGCUGCUGGCCAUCACGGGAACAAUGGCCUACAGUAUUGCCAACAAGUUCCCCUUCAGUUCCUGGGGCGAGGCUCUGUUCCUCAUGCUGCAAACUGUCACCAUCGGCCUCCUCAUUCAGCACUAUCAAGGGAAGACCAGCAGAGGUGUCCUGUUUGUGGUUGUGUUCUUUGGCCUACUGGUUCUUCUACUGUCUCCAGUCACUCCCAUGUCAGUGGUUACCACAAUGCAGGCCUCUAACAUGCCAGCCAUCAUCAUUGCCAGGUUAAUCCAGGCAGGCACAAACUUCCGUAACGGACACACUGGUCAGCUGUCUGCGGUCUCUGUCUUCCUGCUGUUUGCUGGAUCUCUUGCUCGCAUUUUCACCACACUACAGGAAACUGGAGACACACUGAUGGCCCUCACCUAUGUCAUAUCUUCAGUCUGCAAUGGCAUCAUCGCUCUGCAGGUCCUUUACUACUGGAACAGCUCCUCAGAACGCAAGAAGAAGAAGAAAAAGAAGAAGGAGUAGGCAAAAGGACAUUCGUUAAAUCUCAGUCAUAAACCAACAUUGUUCUUUCCGUAUUAAACUUUAUACACAUAAGAGGUGUCUUCAAAUCUUCAAAGAACACAUUGACACAUGAAAUCCAUGUACAGAGGUGUGGGACAUUGAAUCUGCUGGACAAACACUUUGAAAUGUGGAAGUGAGUGUAAUAUGCCAAACAGAUGUUUAAUGUUUUUCUAACUGUCCUGUGUAGGCCCUCUGGCUUUAUGAUUGACAAUUAGCUGGUUCCUUUGUUGCUGUAUAACUCUGAGCAGGGCUGCUGGGUCCAGAUUGCUGCCAAACUAGAUACUGUAUUUGGGUCAAUGACGUAUCAGGAUUUUCAACACGUCAAUUUAAAAAGAACUAAAAUGAGAAUAUCUAUUGCAGUAGUUCAAACAUUAAGAAUGUAAAGUACACAUAAAUUCAUAUUAAAAUAGUAAAUUAAG
This is a messenger RNA of Scomber scombrus (Atlantic mackerel), 1259 nucleotides long. It is a transcript of the gene mpdu1b, whose product is annotated as mannose-P-dolichol utilization defect 1b. The transcript has 7 exons. The record is from RefSeq and is a predicted model, not a curated record. NCBI's taxonomy places the organism in Eukaryota, Metazoa, Chordata, Actinopteri, Scombriformes, Scombridae. Bases 25 to 801 code for a protein of 258 amino acids. Gene Ontology annotation, biological process: oligosaccharide biosynthetic process.